GCCCUUUUAAUGAUGUUCCCUGUGCAUUCAAUACCUGAGCUUCCUACACAUCAAAUAGCUGCCAUGUAUCUCUCACUGCAGUUGUGCAUUUUGAUGAUUUUUAUAAUUUAUUCAGUGCACAGUGAUGUGGAGCUGCAUCAAAAGGUUGUAAUUACUAAAGCCAUCACAAAGCUUGCCAAGAUAGACUGUACCUUCCUUUCAGAGUGUAGAUAUUACAUUCACUGGUAUCAGAAGAAAGAAGGUGAACCUUUCAAAAGAGUUCAGUAUGUAAACAUCUAUGACCAAACCAUCCGCAAUGAACCUGGUUUUGAGACACUGAAAUCUGAGAAGAUUGGAAAUCAGGUUGUUUUGAUAAUCCUCAAUUUAAUGAAGGAGCAUUCAGCAACUUAUUACUGUGCCUGCUGGGUGUCAGGCAGCACAGUAUACUACUACAAAGUAUUUGGAUCUGGAACUCAACUUAUUGUUACUGACCCUGGAAAGGACCAAGUCAAAGAGCCACAAGUGUCAGUGUACCCAGUGUCAAGACAAUCAAAUGGAAAGUCUGUACUGCUGUGCCAGGCAAAAGGAAUGUUCCCAGAUCUGGUGCGAUUUAAAUGGAAAACAAUAGAUCAAGAUGGGAGAACUAUGGACCUGAACACAGAAGAGCGUCUGGAGCAGAGAGACAAGGACCCGGAAGUCCGAAUAACCAGCAUGCUCAUUGUCGACCAGCAAAAAGCCAUGAACAAUAAAUUCAUCUGCUCUGUUCAACACACCAACAAUGCUAAAGAGCAGGAAUUAGUCAUUUCAAAAGAAUCAAAACCGGGCUUAUUUAUUUCCUGCCCACCUCCAAAAGCAGAAGAAAUGGAGGAAGAAGAAUUUAUGGAUUCUGGUUUGUUUAAUCCCAGUCCCAGUCUGUAUUUGUUCAGCAUGACGUAUAUAGUACUGUUGGUAAAAAAUUUACUGUACUUCUGCACUGUUUUUGUCUUACUGUGCAAGAGAAAUCCUGCUAACAUGAAUCUAAUUAGAGGCAAAGCUCUUUAAUCAGUCCAUCAGCCAAACAGAAUAACUCAACACAUCAAUGUCAUCAACAUAAAUACUGUAUCUAUCUAUCUAUCUAUCUAUCUAUCUAUCUAUCUAUCUAUCUAUCUAUCUGUCUAUCUAUCUAUCUUUGUUUUUAAUGAGAGGAUUUACUUGAGAUAACUUUUUUGUACCUUUUUAUUUUACCUUGUUUUUUAUGUUAAAGUUUAUAAUUACUUAAAUUGUAUUUUAAACAUGCAUGUUUUAUAUACAGAUACUAUUAAAUCUAUUGUAUCUAUUUUGUGUAUCUAUACUCAAUUCAAUUUAAAUUUAUAUAAAAAAAUUUGUUGUAUAGUGCUUUCAACAGUAAUCAUUGUCACAAAGCAGCUUUACAGAGUUCAAAAUGUAUGAAAAUUAAUUAUACAUGUACACAAAAUCGUAUAGACUAUCACUAUAAGUUUGUUUUAGAUUAUCUAUACUAUUUAGGAAACAUUUUGUAUUAGAUUUUUUUAACAUAUAUUGUUGUUUUGUACUAUUGUUUUAAUACUUUUUUCAAGUACAUUUACAAGAAAUUUUAUGAAAAUAAUCAAAGUCAUUAGUGAUUGAUUUGUUACGUGUUUAGCUAAUAAAAUAUUCCAUGGACCAUCAAUGAUAUGGUAC
This is a messenger RNA of Clarias gariepinus (North African catfish), 1656 nucleotides long. Its product is annotated as immunoglobulin mu heavy chain-like. NCBI's taxonomy places the organism in Eukaryota, Metazoa, Chordata, Actinopteri, Siluriformes, Clariidae. The record is from RefSeq and is a predicted model, not a curated record. The transcript has 6 exons. The coding region runs from base 10 to 1020 and encodes 336 amino acids.